UAGUAAAAGGUGUAGCCCUCUCUCUCUCUCGCUCGUUCCUCUUUCUCAUUCAUCUCGUUUCUUUCUCUCUCUAAAUUUCUGGUUCGUUGACCUAGGAUUUUCUAAUCGGCGAAGCCAGACUCGUGAUUCCACGGUCUAGAUCUAUUCAUCUCCGGUCCAAUUUCACAAAUCUAAGAUCUAGUGGAAUCUCGCCCGACAACGACGUUUGCUUCGAGUUAAUCUGCAAGUACCCAGCUCAGGUUUUGAGGUUCUAAAGGCUUGUAAACUGUUUUUUCGUAUCUGGGUUUGUUGUUGUUCUCUUGAGCUCUAUAAUAGAUCUGGGGAGAGAAGCGCUGUCGUUUUUUGGGGUUCAUUCUUUGGUUGAGUUUCUUAGCGCCUAGGGUUUGUGUUCAGAUCUGGGUUUGAGAGUGUUGAUCGUUGUUCUCUUGCUUAAAUUGGAAAUGUCGAUUCUAUCGAAAGGCGAUUCGAUUCACAUCAGAGAAGUAUGGAAUGAUAAUCUUGACGAAGAGUUUGCAUUAAUUCGUGAUAUUGUUGAUCGGUUCAAUUAUAUUGCUAUGGAUACUGAGUUCCCUGGUGUGGUGCUUCGCCCUGUGGGGAACUUCAAGAACAUUAAUGACUAUAAUUACCAGACUCUGAAAGACAAUGUCGACAUGUUGAAAUUGAUUCAAUUGGGUCUCACCUUCUCCGACGAGGAUGGGAACCUUCCCACUUGCGGAACUGAUAAGUUUUGCAUUUGGCAAUUCAAUUUUCGUGAGUUCAACAUAAGCGAAGACGUCUUCGCUAGUGAUUCGAUCGAGUUGUUGCGUCAGUGCGGGAUUGAUUUCAAGAAGAACAAUGAGAAGGGCAUUGACGUGAAUCGCUUUGGGGAGCUUUUGAUGUCGUCUGGGAUUGUGUUGAACGGUGGUAUUAAUUGGGUGACAUUUCAUAGCGGGUACGAUUUUGGGUACUUGCUCAAGCUAUUGACCUGCAGAAGUUUACCCGAUUCACAAGCAGACUUCUUUGAUUUGAUCAAUAUCUACUUCCCAAUGGUGUAUGACAUUAAGCAUUUGAUGAAGUUUUGCAACAGCCUCCAUGGUGGGUUGAAUAAGCUUGCUGAGUUAUUGGACGUGGAAAGAGUUGGCGUGUGCCAUCAAGCCGGUUCUGAUAGCUUGCUCACAGCUUGCACAUUCAGGAAAUUGAGGGAUACCUUUUUCAGUGGCUCCACUGAGAAAUAUGCAGGUGUCCUAUAUGGUCUUGGUGUUGAGAAUGGACAGAGUACUAAUUGAAAUAUGAUAUAAUCUUAUGGCUAAAAGAUUGAUGAAUAUUUGUAGACUAUUCGAGUGUGAGAGAUUCAGUCUUCUUUGUACACUUUGGUAAAAGAACCGUUGUGUUAGUUUUUAACAUUUCUUCUUUCCUCGUUUGUAACUGAAACCUUAACUGGUUCUGUAGCUUUGUGUUUUUGUAAAUUAUAUUAGUGUUUCAAUAAAAGAAAAGUUUAUUAAGUUUC
Humulus lupulus (European hop) is the source of this 1486-nucleotide messenger RNA. Its product is annotated as probable CCR4-associated factor 1 homolog 6. The record is from RefSeq and is a predicted model, not a curated record. Gene Ontology annotation, molecular function: poly(A)-specific ribonuclease activity; nucleic acid binding. Lineage: Eukaryota; Viridiplantae; Streptophyta; Magnoliopsida; Rosales; Cannabaceae. The transcript has 2 exons. Gene Ontology annotation, cellular component: CCR4-NOT complex; P-body; CCR4-NOT core complex. The coding region runs from base 441 to 1265 and encodes 274 amino acids.